AUGCGUGCACCUGAUGGAAGUCCUAGAACCCAGAGAGAUCCACUCACGAAAAUACCAACAAUCAGGGAUCAAUAUGGAGUAUACCAGCCAAGUAAUACAACAGUGAGAGAAAUAACACGUAGGUGGGUUAGUGCAGCUGGGACAUAUACGAAGACAUUCCCUGCACUUGUUACAGAAACUAUUAUUAAAGAAGCAAAGGGUCAUUUUCAGUGUCAAUCUGUAGAUGGUGUUGAUUUGGAAAACGAAGGCCCUCCUGGUUCGUUUGGCUCACAUUUUGAAGGCAGAGUAUAUUCGAAUGAGCUGAUGGCUGCUGCCUCCGAACUGGAAGCCUUUGCAUCAAAAUUAACGCUUGCAUUUUUCGUGGAUUCAGGAGGAGAAAGUAUUAAACCCUACUGUGAUAAACCAAAUACCGUUACAUGCAGGGAUCUAUAUACAUAUGGUCUUUGUGGUGUGACAGAGUUCCCACUACCUCUACCACCUGCAGAUCAAUUUUUCGGUCCUGAAGCAGGUGCGAAUUAUGCCCGACUGGGAGGAAAUGAUCCGUUUAAAGAUAAAUGUCCAACAUUGGGGUACACGUGCAAAAGCGGUGGCGAUAUUGAUAUCGACUUCAGUGGACAAACUGUUACAUGCGCCAGAGGUGAAAGAGACAAAACUGCUAAAUUUGAUUUGGACGGUAAAAAUUAUGAAGUGAAUAUAAGAUGUCCUGAUGCAAAUGUAUUAUGCAAUGUGAGUAUGUGUUUCGAAAUCAAUCUACUCGGUAUUUCUGCACUUUGUUUAUUUGUCAAAAUUGAAAUAUUUUUGCUUCAAAUUCACAUUCAACCUUUGAGUGAAUUUUCGGAUGGUAGAGGAACCUGA
Molecule: messenger RNA, 855 nt
Organism: Trichobilharzia regenti
Lineage: Eukaryota; Metazoa; Platyhelminthes; Trematoda; Strigeidida; Schistosomatidae
Source: the annotation of a GenBank genome assembly